Molecule: messenger RNA, 2365 nt
Organism: Danio aesculapii
Lineage: Eukaryota; Metazoa; Chordata; Actinopteri; Cypriniformes; Danionidae
Product: gastrula zinc finger protein XlCGF8.2DB-like
Exons: 2
Coding region: 262-1278 (338 amino acids)
Biological process (GO): regulation of transcription by RNA polymerase II
Molecular function (GO): DNA-binding transcription factor activity, RNA polymerase II-specific; RNA polymerase II cis-regulatory region sequence-specific DNA binding
Source: RefSeq, a predicted model, not a curated record
CGAAGAGAGAUACAGUGGAUACAACUGUGAAGGAGAGGAAGAUUCCCGUUUUCUAUCAGUUUCUAAUAAACAGGCCGCUGUCUUUGUUUUACACACGCAACACUACAUCAGUCUUGGCAGAUCUGUUUCUCUGUUAGUGAAGCUCCUUCUCCUUCAUUUCACCUAUAAAUACUGCAAUAUUCCCAUCAGUCUACAAGUGAGGACGAGCAUCAGACCUUCAGACAGAAGUCAAAUCUGAGUUUAUUGAAGGACAGUGGGAAGAUGAGUGAUCCAGAACCCUGCAGAAUUACAGAUGAAGACACUGAAGAACAAACAGACCUUAUUGAAGAGAAUGAGGAGAGUGAAGAUGAUGAACUCCUAAAAGCUGGGAAAACACCUCAUUUACAGACUGAAGAUACUUUAAUGCAAAGAGACAAGAAUCGUUCGACCUGCAGUCAGUGUGGAAAGAGUCUGGCAAACAAAAAGAGUCUUAAAGAACACAUGAAGAUCCACACUGGAGAGAAACCAUUCACAUGCACUCAGUGUGGGACAAGUUUCAGUCACUUAUCAACCCUUAAUAAACACAUGAUGAUCCACACUGGAGAGAAACCAUACACGUGCACUCAGUGUGGGACAAGAUUCAGUCGCUUAUCAAACCUUUAUAAACACAUGAAGAUCCACACUGGAGAGAAAACCCACAGAUGUGAUCAAUGCGGUAAAACAUUUUUGAGGUUAUCAGGGCUGCAAGACCAUCUCAGAACUCAUACAAAGGAGAAGCCUUAUUCAUGCUCUGAGUGUGGACUGAGUUUUGCACAGCUGGCACAUUUAUGGCAACAUAAGAAGAUCCACACGGGUGUGAAACAGUAUAUGUGCUUUGAGUGUACGAAGACUUUUUUUACAGCUUCAGAAUUGAAAGAGCACCAGAAGAUCCACACUGGAGCAAAACCGUUCACAUGCACUCAGUGUGGGAAGAGUUUCAGACACUCGUCAUCCUUUAAAAAACACAGGAUGGUCCACACUGGGGAGAAACCAUUCACGUGCACUCAGUGCGGGAGGAGUUUUAGGCAAUCACACGCCCUUAAUCAACACAUGAUGAUCCACACUGGAGAGAAACCAUUCACGUGCACUCAGUGUGGGAAGAGUUUCAGACGUUCAUCAUCCCUUAAUGAACACACGAUGAUCCACACUGGAGAGAAAACCCACAGAUGUGAUCAAUGUGACAAAACAUUUUUUAGGGUGUCAGGGCUGAGAGUCCAUCUCAGAACUCAUACAAAGGAGAAGAUUGUUGAUGAUUAUUGAAGUGGUUCUGACACCUGAUCCUCUCUGACACAAGCAAACGCGAGAGUGAAGCAUGAAUAAACAAAGAAGGAACCGGAAAAAACAAUGGAGCAAAUGAUUCAUUCAGCAGCCAUGAACAAACUGCCAUGUUUAACUAUUAUUAUCAGCACCUUCUGGACUAUUAUGAACCGGGAAUGACAGAAUUACUCUCUAACAGAGGCUACAUGUGCUGCUGAAGAUUACAGACACAGAUAAGAGGUUUGCUCUGACUGUAGGCUAUAUUUUGUGUUGUUUUUUUAACCUCAAACAUAUCAGAGACUGAGGGUCUGUAUGUGUGUAUAUAUGCUGUAUUUAUAUAUUUAUGUUAUAUAAUUGCAGACGUUACAGUAGGCUGUUUCGCACGUCAUUGAUCUACAGUUAUAAUCAAGUCAUGUUGAUAGAAAGGUUAGUAAUAAACAUUUAUACAGUAUUGAUGUGUGUAAAGCAUCUGUUUUGUGAGAAGUGCUUCUCAUAUGAUAUGUGAAUGACACGUCCAGCUUUAUUGUAGACAUUUUCUUGAGCGAGAAUGACGUUGACUGAAACUUUCUGCCAUACACCAUUGGUACCCUUUUAGCAGUGGAAACACAAUUAAGCCUUAUAAAGGUGACCCGUACUGAAGGCUACUCUACUGUACCAUUCAAUGGAAAUGGCCCUACUGAAAAAAAACAGCUUAAACCAGCCUAAGCUGGUUGGCUGGUUUUAGCUGGUUGACCAGCCUGGUUUUAGAGCUGUUUUGGCCAUUUCCAGGCUGGUUUCCAGCCAUUUCCAGCCUGGUCUUAGCUGGUCAGGCUGGAAAAUGACCAGCUUGACCAGCCUGAUUUAAGCUGGAUAUAUCUGGUUUUGGCUAGGCUGGUCAAGCUGGUUUUAGCUGGUCAUCUCCCUGCCUGGAUCUUUUCCUUGCUUCCCUCAUACCGAGCUCCGUCAUCACCUCCCCCGCCGAGAGCAGCUUUAAUCGGCCAGUCCAUCACGGAUGUACCGCUGGAUUGCAUCUGUCCAUUGUAGUUAAAACAUGAUAUUUAAUACAUCUUGUGUAUAUCUAACAGUCUUAUAAAUCUAUUAUUUGUUCUUA